Messenger RNA from Penicillium malachiteum, 675 nucleotides. Its product is annotated as CIA30 family protein. Lineage: Eukaryota; Fungi; Ascomycota; Eurotiomycetes; Eurotiales; Aspergillaceae. The transcript has 3 exons. Gene Ontology annotation, biological process: NADH dehydrogenase complex assembly. The record is from RefSeq and is a predicted model, not a curated record. Bases 1 to 675 code for a protein of 224 amino acids.
AUGCCAUCCCACCUCCCCCUCUUCGGUGGCGCCAGAGCCUGGUCCCAAGACGACUGGACCUCCUCCGACGACCGUGUCCGCGGCGGUUCCUCCCACUCAACCCUGACCUGCUCCGCCUCCUCCCUAACUGCAACCUUCCACGGUGAACUGGACAUCCAAACCCUCGGUGGUGCAGGCUUUGCCUCGCAACGCACAACAGGCACAGACCGUGUCUGGGAUUUAUCCGCGUACGACGGAUUGGAGGUUAUUCUCGGGCCCUCCGAUGGGAAGGUCUAUACUCUUACGCUUAAGGAUGAGAUCUUGCCGCGUAGACCAGAUGGGAGGGAGCAGAGCUCUGUGAGCUGGGAAUAUGAUUUCAAGGGGGAGGGGGUGCGGAACUCCAUUUUUGUUAAGUGGAGUGAUUUCCGGGCGACGUAUCGUGGGAGGGAUAAGAAGGAUGCGGAACCUUUGGAUUUGAGGAAUGUUAAGAGGUUUGGUAUUAUGGUUCGGAGUUUCUUUGGAGACCAGGAGGGUUCGUUUGAGUUGGGGGUUAUUUCUAUUGCUGCGUUGCGUAUGGGGCGCUAUAGGGAUAACCCUCAAGAAGAUGAGGAGGAGUUUGAUGAGAAGGAGGAUUGGAGUCGCAGACGAUCUGGGUGGUUUUCGUGGUUGACUUCGUGUCUUGGAUGCCGAUCAUGA